Messenger RNA from Engraulis encrasicolus (European anchovy), 3057 nucleotides. RefSeq names its product coagulation factor IXa (gene f9a). Gene Ontology annotation, molecular function: calcium ion binding; serine-type endopeptidase activity. The record is from RefSeq and is a predicted model, not a curated record. Bases 56 to 1657 code for a protein of 533 amino acids. Gene Ontology annotation, cellular component: extracellular region. Gene Ontology annotation, biological process: blood coagulation; proteolysis. The transcript has 7 exons. NCBI's taxonomy places the organism in Eukaryota, Metazoa, Chordata, Actinopteri, Clupeiformes, Engraulidae.
UUAAAGUUAUCCCUCAGACAUUGACAGCUUGGAUCUCAAGCCACAGUAAACAGCAAUGGCUACUGCCUACCUAUGUCUGGUCUGCUGUAUAUUCUUACACGGGUUACUGAAAGUACAACCAGCUUCGACUGGUCUGUUCCGCUCCAGGACGGAGGCUAAUGUCGUGUUGCGGCAGAAACGACACAAUUCUGGCUUUUUCGAGGAGUUCAUGGAAGGCGACAUAGAACGGGAGUGUAAAGAAGAAAUCUGUGACCUGGAGGAAGCCAGAGAGUUCUUUGAGAAUGACGAGAAAACGAUGAAGUUUUGGCAGAGCUACAUGGAUGGAGACCAGUGCAAGUCAUCUCCAUGCCAGAAUGGUGGCGAGUGCAAGGACCAGAUGAGCGCGUACACUUGUGAAUGCAAGACAGGCUUCGUUGGGAGCGACUGUGAAAUUGUACUGGCCAGGGAGUGUGAUGUGGACAACGGUGGCUGCAUGCAUUUCUGCGAGUCGGUGGGGGGCCGAGGAGCUGAGUGCCACUGUGCCACCGGGUACAGGCUGGCAGAAGAUGGCAUGUUCUGCGAGAUAGACGGAGAGUGGCCCUGUGGCUUCGACAGGCGAGUGGUCCGUCUGAACAGUGAGGCACGCACCACCCUGGAACACAACUCCACCAACACCAACAACACAGUAACAUCUAACAGCAGCAGCAGCACAGACACCACCAGCCCAAUCCUUACUCCGACCCCAGCACCUACACCUCUACCCACCACCACGGCCUUCCUCCGGGGCAGCCGCAUUUCAUCCUCCCGGAGCCGACUACCCCUGUGGAUACGCCAGAGUCUGCAGCCCUUACCACCCGUCAUGGCGGCCAAAGUGCCCGUGGUGACCAACGCCACCACAACUCCGGCCACCAAUGUGAACAAGAGGAUCGUGGGAGGGGACGCUGUCUUUCCAGGGGAAAUUCCGUGGCAGGUGGCGCUAGUGCAGCGCUCCACGGAUGAGGUGUUCUGUGGGGGCUCCAUCGUAGGGGAGCUGUGGGUGGUCACCGCAGCCCAUUGCCUGGAGCCGGCUCCAGAGGGGUCCUUCUUUGUCCGAGUGGGUGAGCACGACGUCAGGAAGCAGGAGGGCACCGAGCAGGACCUGGAGGUCUCCAAGCGCUACGUGCACCCGCUCUACGCGCCCCGCCAGAGCCGCUUCAACCACGACGUGGCCCUCUUGAAACUGGACCAGCCCAUCAAGUUCUCCCUCCACGCCCAGCCCAUAUGCCUGGGCCCCAAGGCCUUCAGCGAGGCCCUGCUCCAGUCCGGGGAGAUGGCACUGGUCAGUGGCUGGGGCCGGCUACGCUACCAGGGCUGGACCUCCAGCACCCUCUUGAAGGUGGAACUUCCGUACGUGGAGCGAACAGAGUGCAUCGACAGCAGCAGUGAGAGGAUCACCUACUUCAUGUUCUGCUCGGGGUACGGGGACGGGAGUAAGGACGCGUGCCAGGGGGACAGUGGCGGGCCGCAUGCCACGCGUUUCAGGGGCACGUGGUUCCUGACGGGCAUCGUGAGCUGGGGGGAGGAGUGUGCCAAGGAGGGGAAGUACGGGGUGUACACGCGCAUCUCGCACUACUACCGCUGGCUACGCUACAUCAUGAGCAACAACCGGGAGAUGCUGGACGAUGUGGUGGACCUUUAACCGUUAACCUUUAAAGCUGCAGUAUGUAACAUGUUUUAAGUGUUCAUUAUCAACAUUUGUUUUGCCCAUUCAAAAAGUCAUUUUUUCAUGAGUGUACCACCACAAAUUUCAAGCAAAUCUAUUGGCUGUGAGUGAAUGAUGUUCAGUGAUAUGGUGGACAUUUGACCAUCCUUUUUUGAGUGUUCUCUACCACCAUCAAUGGUCCAAUUUGCUUUGAAUUAUGGGAACAUUUAACCUUUUUAAAUGUGUAUUAACCUUUAACCUUAAAUGUGUAUACUUUGUAAAAUAUCUGAAGUGCACGUCAGUGUUAAAAAUCUGUGAUGCCUGUUCACUACCACCAUCGAUUUGCUUUUAAACUGGUGAAUUGCACUUCACCAUUUACUGUAUAUGACUCAGCCACGUUGACUCACUUUACAAGCCCAACCAUAAGUUUAUCUUAGCUUAGUAAAUGACAGCAUUGUUUGUGUUCGUAAAGAAUAACUGAAAUGUCAUGUUUUAAUAAAGCUUUUUUCAGUGUACAGCAAAAGAGUGUUCAGUGCACCAAGAAGGUACUUGAUAUUUUGCAGAGCUUUUCAUCAAACCCUGUGUUCCUCACAGAGUAAAAAUGUUGCACUGUGUGAAAUAUACAAAAUAGCGUAUUAUACAGUGGCUUUCAAAAAGGCUUUGCUUUGGCCCUGAGGCGGAAAGCCUGUUUAACAUGUUUUUUUCCUUAAUGGCACCACAUUUCUUUGCCACACCUGAUCAAUUAAUGUCAAACCCCGCGGCCUGAAAGACAUGGCAGAUUUAUAAUGCAGAUGUAUGUGUACAUUACAGUAUACUUAUUCAUCCAUUAGAAGUAGUAGGCUAUUACACACUUCAGUGUGCACAAAAGAAACGGCUUCAAUCAAUGCCCUCAGGUGUACACAAUGUAAAACAAUCCUUGAUGAAAAGACGGAUCCCAUCUUUCAUAGCAUUAAGCCGUUUUGUCACGUGCCAUUGAUUUGGAUGAAUGUUGCCGUCAUUGAUCGCUCCCUCUAUGACAAACUACAAACUGACCCACUUUUCUCUUAAGAGCUUUAAUUACAUUUGAGAAGUACGGACUGCCGAGAUAAAUGGUUCAAAGCUGCCUCUGGGAAUUACAGACAUACCGUAAUAGUCAAUAUUGCCACAGUGUCUUCUGAAGUAUAAAUCAUGGUUAAUUAUGUAACUUGUAUCGACGAAGUUUCAAGAGACCAUGUCAAAUAGCAAACAUAGGAUUUUCCUGCCAUUCCAAAGGGCUGUUUUGGAAAAUCAUGAAGCAUGAAAUUUCACUCACACAUGCUCACACAUACAAAAUGUUUAAAAAGAUGUUCUUCUCUACGUCUAAAACGCUUCAACUAUGUGUUUUUGUAAGAAUUAAAACUGGAUUGGAUUUUAUAACA